Messenger RNA from Maniola jurtina (meadow brown), 1328 nucleotides. RefSeq lists its product as uncharacterized. The record is from RefSeq and is a predicted model, not a curated record. The transcript is spliced from 5 exons. Lineage: Eukaryota; Metazoa; Arthropoda; Insecta; Lepidoptera; Nymphalidae. The coding region runs from base 295 to 1149 and encodes 284 amino acids.
AGGUUGGACGGUAGCUGAUAAUAUUAUUGAUGCAUCACACAUACAACAUGCUACAGACGCGUGAACAUGACGCUCUUACCUCCUACGUCACAGCUCGCAGACCAGUGGCGAAUGGCCGGUUUAUUAGAAACUGGAUAAUGUGAAUAAAGCGUGCAAUGUUAUCGUUUCUUAUUGCUUAUUAUAAGGAGUAAACUUAAAGUAAACACUAGGUACUUAGCGUGUAUAAGUAACUUUCAUAUUUUAAUCAUUAAGUAAUUUAUUAUAUCAACGACCCGGGUGGAGUUUGGUUGCAAGAUGUCAGAGGAAAAGUUAGAAAUACGUGUGGCCACUUAUAUGUGCCCCACACAUCCAGUGGAACUGUACGAGCUGAUUCUGGAGCUAUUAGAGGACGCUAUAGACUGCCAUGCAGUCUUACAAUACGAGAGCCGAAGUCCCGGGCCAAUACCCGGACGUCCAGACCCGUUCACCAAUAACAAGAUUGAUCUGGCGUUCACGACCGCGGCUGCGUACAUGAAGUUGCGCGGCAAGAAAAAUGAAUUUGUUGAGUUGUUACCGGUCACUCCGGUUUUUGCCCAUCAGAUGAAUGUGGAGAAUAAGCCGGGCUACUUCUCGGACAUUAUCAUACACUGCGAUAAAAAAGCACACAAUGUUAACACCUUACUGGACCUUAGAGGAUGCAAUUUUGCAUACAGUGAUGAGGAAUCACUGAGUGGCAGCAAAAUCGUGUUAAAAACGUUAAAAGAAAAGGGAGAGAACGCUUCUUUCUUUGGAUCUCUUCUAAAAUCUGGAUCACAUUUGGCGUCGGCGCAAAUGGUGUUGUCCAAACAGGCCGAUUGGGCAGCAGUAGAUUCAACAACUCUACUCUACUCGAAAAAGUUUAUGCAGGACGGAGGCAAAGAGAUCAUAACUCUUGAGACACUAGGACGUUUACCGCCUUACCCUAUUGUGGUGAAUUCCAGACUGCCAGAGAGUGUAAAAAAUUCGAUAAGCAAAGUGCUACUCACUUUACCACAAUCAACAGAGUGGAAGAGACAGUUUGGAAAAUUCGGGAUCAUAAAAUUCGACACCAACACUGAUGGUGCUUAUGAUGGGCCGGCUGCACAUAUGUGGUCCAUCCAGAACGAAAAGCUCAAUGUUAGAUAUUAUUAGAUUGUUUCUAGUCAUAAGUUUAGCCUACAUUUUAUACAUUCUCUAUGUUGAUUAUACGCCAAAAAACUAAUUAAGCUUAUGUGUAAUAUUUGAAUUUAUGUGAGAAAAAAUUAAAUUAAGCAAGUAAUUUAAGAAGAAAUUAUAAUUCCAAAUGAUGUCAAUAAAUUUUUUUUUACAUA